This is a messenger RNA of Tachyglossus aculeatus (Australian echidna), 2714 nucleotides long. RefSeq names its product G protein-coupled receptor 37 (gene GPR37). The record is from RefSeq and is a predicted model, not a curated record. Gene Ontology annotation, molecular function: prosaposin receptor activity; G protein-coupled peptide receptor activity. Gene Ontology annotation, biological process: adenylate cyclase-inhibiting G protein-coupled receptor signaling pathway; positive regulation of MAPK cascade. Bases 1 to 2244 code for a protein of 747 amino acids. Gene Ontology annotation, cellular component: signaling receptor complex; plasma membrane. The transcript is spliced from 3 exons. Lineage: Eukaryota; Metazoa; Chordata; Mammalia; Monotremata; Tachyglossidae.
AUGCAGCCCUCCGGGACGGCCCCCGCCCGGCUCGGGACGGAGCCCGGGCGGCUGGCCUCCUCCUCCUCCGCCGCCGCCCGGGCCUCCUGCCGGGAGCCGGACCGCCAGGCUCCGCCCGGGACCGCCGGGGACAGCGACGGACACAGCGACGGACACAGCGACGGGGAGGCGGCCGCGUCUCCGCGCGCACCCCCGGACCAGGCGCCCUCCCCUCCGGACCAUCCGCGCUCCCCCUCGGACCAUCCGCGCUCCCCCCCGGACCAGCCACGCUCCCCUCCGGACCAUCCGCGCUCCCCCUCGGACCAUCCGCGCUCCCCCCCGGACCAGCCGCUCUCCCCCUGGGACCAUCCGCGCUCCCCCCCGGACCAUCCGCACUCCCCCUCGGACCAUCCGCGCUCCCCCUCGGAUCAGCCGCUCUCCUCCCGGGACCAUCCGCUCUCCCCCCCGGACCAGUCGCUCUCCCCCUCGGACCAGGCACGCUCCCCACCGGACCAUCAGCGCUCUCCCCCGGACCAGGCGCUCCCCCCUUGGGACCAUCCUCUCUCUCCCCUGGACCAUCCGAUGUCCCCCUCGGACCAUCCGCUCUCCCCCUCGGACCAUCCGCCCUCCCCCAGGGACCAUCAGCGCUCUCCCCCGGACCAGCCGCUCCUCCCCUGGGACCAUCCGCUCUCUCCCCCGGACCAUCCGCUCACUCCCCGGGACCAUCCGCUCUCUCCUCCGGACCAUCCGAUCUUCCCCUCGGACCAUCCAGUCUCCCCCCCGGACCACCCACUCUCCCCCUCGGACCAUCCACUCUCCCCCUCGGACGAGCCGCUCUCCCCCUGGGGCCGUCCGCGCUCUCCCCCCCACCACCCGCGCUCCCCCAGGGACCAGCGUCGGUGGACCGCGAAGGGGUCUGCGGGGUCCGGGCCUGCGGGGUCGGGUGUCCCCCCGCUCCCGGAGGGGCAGCGGGACGGCGGCAGCGGCCCCCGGCCCCGGCCCAGGAGAGCGGGGAGGACCGAGGGGCGGCCGCCGGCGGAGCCCCCCGCCACGGGCAGCCGGAGGGCGGCGGGGCCCCCGGGCCGGGCGCUGCCCCUGAACGGGUCCGGGGAGCGCGGGGACCCCCGGGGGUCGGGCAACGGGACGAGCGGGCGCGCCCGCCUCCAAAACCCCUUCUACCCGCUGACCAAGGAGUCGUACGGGGCGUACGCCGUCAUGUGCCUGUCCGUGGUCAUCUUCGGCACCGGCAUCGUCGGCAACCUGGCCGUGCUGUGCAUCGUCUGCCACAACUACUACAUGAGGAGCAUCUCCAACUCUCUGCUGGCCAACCUGGCCUUCUGGGACUUCCUCAUCCUCUUUUUCUGCCUCCCCCUGGUCAUCUUCCACGAGCUGGCCAAGAAGUGGCUGCUGGAGGACUUCUCCUGCAAGAUCGUGCCCUACAUCGAGGUAGCUUCUCUCGGAGUCACCACUUUCACCUUAUGUGCCCUGUGUAUAGACCGCUUCCGGGCUGCCACUAAUGUCCAGAUGUACUACGAAAUGAUCGAAAACUGUACGUCCACUACCGCCAAGCUGGCCGUCAUAUGGGUGGGAGCCCUGCUCCUCGCCCUGCCCGAGGUCAUGCUCCGCCAAUUGACCAAGGAAGACUUGGGGCUGAGUGGGCGCGCCCCCGCGGAGCGCUGCGUGGUCAAAAUCUCCCCCGAGUUACCGGACACCAUCUACGUGCUAGCCCUGACGUACGAUAGCGCGAGACUCUGGUGGUAUUUCGGCUGUUACUUUUGUUUGCCCACCCUUUUCACCAUCACCUGCUCUCUUGUGACUGCCCGGAAAAUCCGGAAAGCGGAGAAAGCCUGCACUAGGGGCAACAAGCGACAGAUUCAGUUGGAGAGUCAGAUGAACUGCACCGUGGUGGCGUUGACCAUUUUAUAUGGAUUUUGCAUUAUUCCUGAAAAUAUCUGUAACAUCGUGACUGCUUACAUGUCUACAGGGGUCUCCCAGCAGACGAUGGACCUCCUUCACAUCAUUAGUCAGUUUCUUCUGUUCUUUAAGUCAUGCGUCACCCCUGUCCUCCUGUUCUGCCUCUGCAAACCUUUCAGCCGGGCGUUCAUGGAGUGCUGCUGUUGCUGCUGCGAAGAAUGUAUUCAGAAGUCUUCGACGGUGACGAGCGACGACAACGAUAAUGAAUACACCACAGAACUCGAACUCUCCCCUUUCAGCACCAUCCGGCGUGAAAUGUCUACUUUUGCUUCCGUCGGGACUCACUGCUAAACCGCUCUGGUUGGAUUUAAAACAUCCUGUGAAGAUUUUUUUUACUUCUCCGUUUCUCCUUACUGGAUGGAGCUGAAAUAAGGAUCUGUUUGAUCGAUUCUUUGUAUUAACCUUUGUUCUCUGGGUGGGAUUUCUGGUUAGUUAUUUAAGAAAAAAGAACUAGCCUAUAGUUUUAGGUUCUUUGAUCCGGUACGGUUCUAAUAUAUUUUUGGAAAAAAAUUAGGGACUGUACCUUUUAUUUAAUUCCUUGCUAGGAUUUAUUUUGUAAUCACUGUAAAACUGAUUAUAGCCAUUGUGAUUUUUGUGAGAUGUUUCAUGUGAAAGGUGUGGUCGAACGUAUUGUAUCCGAUGUCGUGAGAUGAAUAGGGGUUUGAGGUUUCACAAGGUAGCAGAAAAUAAAUUCCCAUUUCAUUCUUUAAUUUCAUUGCCAAUCUACUUUAACAAAGAUCCAAUAAAUCUCAUUUAAAGGC